UGGCAAUCUACUUUGAUCUUAUUGGAGAUAUUUUAUUUAAAAAUAUAUAUAUAGCUUUCAAAACAUGAAUUGUGAUGUAAGUAAUGAUUACUUUUUAUGGUACUAGUUUACAAGUUAGUGAUUGCAAAUAACUUUGCAACUUUUGAUAAUGCAAAAACUGCAAAAUAGUAAGGAAGCAUUUUGUGUAAUGACCAAUUUUAUUCCUACAUUGAAGUCAGUGCUUUCAUCUAUGAAAUUCAACUGAACAUCUUUCACUUUUUCUAUUACUUAUGCAUGUUAUAUCUUGUGAUUUAUCCAGUUUUAAGCAAGGCUCCCAAAACUAAUAUUAUGAAUACAGACAACCUCAAAAUGGCUGGAUUAAAUUUACAUUUGAAUACAAUUUAAAUCAGCUGGCAAUUUAUCAACAGUCCUCCAGUAAUAACGGUGAACAUUAGUGAAACAGCAAUUUUAUCCCUUCCAAAAUAUCUAGUAGAUCUUGUCUAUGUGUACUGGGAUUGGUUUUGUGAAAAGCUGGUUUCAGGAGGUUAACUACUGUAUGUCAUCAUUUGUCAGACGAUUUACUAUUCAAGUCGUGCAUCUUGGUUCAGCCAUAAAAAUAUUAGCGGCCACAAGGAUAUGGAGCAUCAAGUCACGUGCUAGAUUUCUGGUAACAGUAUAGCACUCAAUCCUCUUCCAAGCAUCUUCAUUAGGAUACCAUAUUUUUGGUCAGUCUAUCUUCACUCUGGAUAUUUUCAUCAGUUUUGAUUUCUGUUGUUGUAGAACAAUUAUUCAGUAAACUUCUAUCAUCAAGUAAGGGUCAAGGAGAUCAAAUGCGGUAAAUAAGAUAAAUGUAUGUAUCUACAGUGGGCCCUGAAGAUACAAUGGCCUCAGGAUACAAUAUUUUAAACAUACCAUGGUCUUUUCUGGUCCAAACUAAGUUAAAACUAGACUUAACAUACAAAGCCUCAGACUCAAAUCCAACCAAUCAACCUUUUCUCUGAUAAAACUGGUGUCUAGUAGCUCCUCCUUACAGUGCAGUACUACAUGCCCUGUACUGCUCUCUGUGCAACGAUAACCUGCUCCUUUAGCCAACAGGUGAGGAUGGCACAAUUUUUGGGUAACCAAUUACCAGUUUUCCAGUAAGUUCUUGACUCAAGCUAGUCGUUUCAAAAUACAAUGGUCAUCCAGAAACCAAAUAAUAUAAUUCAUAUUCUAACUUGAGGGACCACUAUACAUAUAUGAAAGCUUGUGAUAACUAAUCAUUUCAGGCUUCGGUGCUAGGAAGCCCUAUUUAGACUUAAAUGCCAUGAACCGGCCAAGCAUAUUUAGUGCUAACAGAAAGCAUCCAUUAUCCGUAAGAAUUGGGAAAAUCAUCCAUCAUUUUCUUCGCUAUUAAAUCGGUUGUGUAACGAAGCAUAUUCUACAUUUUUCAAACCAGCACCUCGAUCUGAAUACUUUUGGAAUUGCAUAAUUAAAAUUUUAGUAUAGCCACUUAGCUAUUCAAUAAAAUAUAUCUGAAUAGCGCCACCUGCUGUUUGUCCGUCUUGCUGAGCUGGCCCAACGGGCUCAGUUUAAAUCUUCAACUGCCACCAGCCAUAUGCUCUGUUAGAAGCUGUGGCAGUUACAGGGAGAGAGCUGCAGCAGUUAGGACACACACCCUGAGCUGCCAGACUGAAGCUCAGGCAGCAAAAGUGAAGAUCUCUGGAUCCAGGUGAGGUACAGGGCUGGUUCUUGCUUUAUUAGAAAGGUAUAGUCGUGUACUAUAUAACUGUCCGAUUUUCUUUUUUUUUCCCCCAAUCAAUCAUGGCAUAACCUCUUUAAGCCUUAGUUUUGAGAGCGCUUCUAAAAGCCAUAAAACCGAUGUCUGCGGCGAACAUUUAGGCGAUGCCAUCCUGGAAAACCCAGACACCAUGUUCACCUUCUCCCAUAGCGGGGCAUAUUUCAUGAUCUGGAGACUUUUCUGGCAUCUCAGCCUGGGAAUCACUGCUGUAAAAUGCACUGUUCCUGGAUGCUGGGGCUCACUGCUAGUAAAACAGGUUUCCAUUUCUUUCUCUUCACAAAGUGUACUUUAGGCAAUUGAAACGCUGCAGCUAAACACUAUAUAUUCACAUCGAGUUAACAAAGAGCGUACAUCAAUUCUGAAAAAUACAAUAUUAAAUUCAAGCCAUAAAACUGGACUAACCCUGCUCGCCUCCACGACACAAAACCUCCACUCAUUCCUGAGUUACUGAAAAGCAUUGGACAGACACUGCCUUUCCUGUCAGAGGCGUCCUCCCGCCUAACUUCACAGAUACUAACCCCUCCUCCCGCUCCUGCAGCGUCGGCCAUGUUUCCCCUAUAGACACACGGCAUGAAGCGAUACCAGACACGUAGCAGGAAAGCACAGAGCCGCUAGUUCAAUCACCUCACGGAAAACACGCCUAUAAAAGCCAUGUUUCCCCUAUAGACACACGGCAUGAAGCGAUACCAGACACGUAGCAGUCAUCUCGCCUACAGGAAAGCACAGAGCCGCUAGUUCAAUCACCUCACGGAAAACACGCCUAUACAAGCCUACACAGACGCCGGGUCUAUAACGUGAACACUGCCUCCCCUCGCCCGGUACAUCCCGCCGGAGAACGAGCCGUGAGCCAGCAGCUCGCCAACAACCGCCCUGCACAGCGCGCACUCUACACUCCCCCUCCCCCAAUUACGGGGUCUCCUGACUGUGACGUGCCCCGCUGGGCGUGGUCUAGUCCCGGUGACGCAGCUCCUGGCUCGGUCGUCCUCUUUUCUUCACAUUCCUUUAAGAGACGUUGUGUGGAGACGGUGAAGCGUUUCUGGAAGGUUCACGGAUGCCCAACGUGAAAGAACGUUGCCCCUAAAGCCAAGAGGCAGGUUUUGACCGGAGACGGCUAUACCAAGGACCUGGUGUAAAACAUAGAUCUGCCACUAUGGGUCUCGACUAUGGCGAGAUCCACCACCAGUAACUGUUGACCCUUAGAAGAGCUUUCAGAAAACCGUACGAUUGCAGCGAGGUCCAUUUAUGUGAUUUGAAAGACCAGCCAUUGACGCGUUUUUAUAUUUAGGCGACUUUGUUGCGGAGAGCUGAAGUCAUGGCCUUUACGAACUAUAGUAGUCUAAACCGUGCUCAGUUGACUUUUGAAUAUCUACACACUAACUCGACAACACACGAGUUCCUGUUUGGAGCACUGUCCGAACUAGUUGAUAAUGCAAGAGAUGCUGAUGCUACAAGAAUUGAUAUUUUUACAGUGCCAAGAGAAGAAUUGAGAGGAGGUUUCAUGCUUUGCUUUCUUGAUGAUGGAACAGGGAUGGACCCAAGUGAGGCCGCCAGCGUAAUCCAGUUUGGACGUUCUGCUAAAAGAACUCCGGAGUCUAUUCAAAUUGGACAGUAUGGAAAUGGAUUGAAAUCUGGCUCUAUGAGAAUUGGAAAAGAUUUCAUUCUUUUUACGAAGAAGGGAGAUACAAUGACCUGCCUCUUUAUGUCUCGUACUUUUCACGAAGAAGAAGGAAUUGAUGAGGUGAUCGUUCCUCUCCCCACAUGGAAUUCAAAAACUGGUGAGGCGUUGGCAGAAAAUAUGGAAAAAUUUGCCAUUGAAACAGAACUAAUCUACAAGUAUUCUCCGUUUCACUCUCACAAAGAAGUUAUGGAACAGUUCAGAAAAAUUAACGGAGAUGCAGGUACACUGGUUGUAAUUUUUAAUUUGAAGUUAAUGGACUCCGGGGAACCAGAGCUUGAUGUAGUGUCUGAUCCAAAAGAUAUUCAGAUGGCUGGGACCCCACCUGAAGGAGCGAAACCUGAAAGACGCUCCUUUCGAGCCUAUGCUGCUGUUCUUUAUAUUGAUCCAAGAAUGAGAAUUUUUAUCCAUGACCACAAGGUUCAAACAAAAAGAUUAUCUUGUUGUCUUUACAAGCCCAGAAUGUACAGAUAUACAUCAAAUCGGUUCAAAACAAGAGCUGAACAGGAGGUGAAGAAGGCUGAGCACAUGGCAAAAAUUGCGGAGGAAAAAGCACGGGAGGCAGAAAGUAAAGCACGAGCCCUGGAGUGUCGACUUGGAGAGGACUUAACCAGGGAAUCCAGGGCUACUCUCCGGCAGGUACAGAAUGCUGCAAUAACUGCCCGUCGGGAGGCAGAUGUGAAGAAGCGUAUUAAGGAGGCAAAGCAAAGGGCCCUGAAAGAACCAAAGGAGUUAAAUUUUAUCUUUGGAGUGAAUAUCGAGCAGCGUGAACUUGAUGGCAUGUUUGUGUACAACUGUAGUCGGUUAAUAAAAAUGUAUGAAAAGGUGGGACCUCAGCUUGAAGGAGGAAUUGCCUGUGGAGGAGUAGUAGGGGUUGUUGAUGUUCCUUAUCUUGUUCUGGAGCCCACACACAACAAACAAGACUUCGCUGAUGCUAAGGAGUACCGACACCUUCUGAAAGCUAUGGGGGAGCACUUAGCGCAGUACUGGAAAGAUAUUGGCAUAGCUGAGAAGGGCAUUGUAAAAUUCUGGGAUGAAUUUGGUUACAUAUCUGCAAACUGGAAUCAGCCUCCGUCUACUGAGCUAAGGUAUAAGCGAAGACGUGCCAUGGAGAUCCCAACCACUAUUCAGUGCGAUCUAUGCUUGAAAUGGCGGACUCUUCCUUUCCAGCUUAGUGCUGUAGAGAAGGAAUACCCAGAUACAUGGGUCUGCGCAAUGAAUCCUGACACAGAUCAAUAUAGAUGUGAGUAUGUGGAGCUAAAACAGAAACUUCCUGUCGGAGUGCUUAAGAAAGAGACUGUAUCCCAGGAAGAAAAGAAAAAAACUCUAAGUGAAAAGAUCCAAAAACAACAGGAGAAGCUACAAUCUUUGCAGAAAAUCUCCACUGUUCGUUCAGGUGCAGAUUUGAAAAAGCUCCCAUUGGAAGUUAGCACUCGCCCCACAGAGAGUCCUGUUGCAGUAAGUCGACCAUUGAGGCCAAGAUCCCCACCUCUUCCUGCGGUCUUGAAAGAGGCUGUUAAACCUCCACCUGCACGGAUUAGCAGCACAGUCAAAAGGACCGAAAUAAAGCGAAUAUUGAGCUCUGAGCAGGCUAGCACCUCAAAAGCUCCAUCCCCAGGACUUGUCAAAUCUAGUCACACUGCCAAAACUGUGAACAAAAUAACAUCAGCUGUAAAAUCUUCAGUGUCCAAUUCAAAACCUAUUGUGCUACAAACUGCUAAAACCUCCAAAUUUAUACCAACACCACCAGUCGUGAAGAACUCUAAGACACUUGCAGCAAAGAAACCAGCACCAAGCAAAAGCCCUAUGGUAAGCAGUGUGAGAAAAAGAAGUUCACAACAGAUAGUAAUUGAUGAUGAGGAGGAAGAAGAGGAGGAGGAGGAGGAACUGGUCUCUUCGCGUAAACCUGAAAAGACUAAACGAUCAAAGAUAGUAUUAGUGAAACGAGAGAAAAAAGAUCUGAAUGAAGAGGAAGAGGCAAAGAAUCUACCCACACAUUCUGACACUCCCCGUGACUCAAAUGUGUCAUUGAAAUCAUUGCAGUUGGACAGCCCAGAGGUGGAUGAUGUUGUAUCCAGUAAAGCAGCUCAGAAAGAUAAAGGCUUACAUGUAGAAGUGCGCGUAAACAAGGAGUGGUUCACAGGACGUGUCACUACUGUAGAGACUGGAAAAAAUGCUGUUCGCUGGAAAGUGAAGUUUGAUUAUGUUCCUACAGAUACAACGCCACGUGAUCGAUGGGUGGAGAAAGACAGUGAUGAUGUGAGACUCAUGAGGCCACCAUCACCAGAACAUCAGAUGCCUGAUACACAACAGGCAGAGCCUUCUACCUCUGAGAACUCCCGAAUAGAGCCUGACACAACAGAGCCCAGCGCCUGCCUUGCUCCUGUGGAACAACUUACACAAGUCCUCCGGAACUGCUUACGAUAUUUUUUACCACCCAAUUUUCCUAUAACCAAGAGUGAACUGAGUACAAUGAGUGCUGAGGAUCUUAUAGCUUUCCCACUGAAAGAUUACUUUAAGCAGUAUGAAGUGGGUCUGCAGAACUUGUGCAACUCAUACCAGAGCCGUGCUGACCUUCGUGCGAAAACCUGUGAAGAGAUGCAGCGCACUGCAGAAAAGAAAUGCAAAGAAAGUGAAGAAAAGCUGCAGAAAUUAAGGACCAACAUUGUGUCGCUGUUACAGAAAGUACAAGAGGAUAUUGAUAUAAAUACGGAUGAUGAGUUGGACGCUUAUAUUGAGGAUCUUAUUGCAAGAGGAGACUGAAUUAUUCUACACAACUUGCUCUACUUUCUGAUGGAUAGAAGUUGAUUCACCAAGGGGGGAAGCCAGUAUACGUCUCAAGUCAAUGUUUUCUUGUAAAAUGUUUCCAUCGUUUUUACUUAACAGGCAUGUGCUUUUCUGAAAGUUUUAAAAAUUGUAGUUCUUGAACCCUUGUUUAUAAAUAUUUAUUUUUUAUUGGAAACCGAAACACCCGAGCCUGGGUGAUUUAUUAAAAAAGGUCCAUCCGA
Bufo gargarizans (Asiatic toad) is the source of this 6442-nucleotide messenger RNA. It is a transcript of the gene MORC2, whose product is annotated as MORC family CW-type zinc finger 2. The transcript has 27 exons. The record is from RefSeq and is a predicted model, not a curated record. Gene Ontology annotation, cellular component: nucleus. Gene Ontology annotation, molecular function: zinc ion binding. Bases 3072 to 6197 code for a protein of 1041 amino acids. Lineage: Eukaryota; Metazoa; Chordata; Amphibia; Anura; Bufonidae.